CGUGAGGAGCGUGUCGCCUCUUCUCCACUUUGCAGCAACUGGAGCGCGGAUCGAAUCACGCUUUUCUUCACAGUUGUUACGUCCUGCAUUUUCAUAGGAACAUGUUUAUUUAAAGACAAGAUUUUACUCCGAUUUAACUGUUUUACAUCUGCUGAAAACCGUCCCUGCUGCACCAUGCUGUCCCGACUGUCCGCCCUCCAGAGCUGCUGUGCCGCCCUCAGACCCUGUGUGUCAGUGGUGAGACUGGCCCACACCAAAGAGAAGGGCAAACCGCUCAUGCUCAACCCACGCACCAACAAAGGUAUGGCUUUCUCUCUCCAAGAACGUCAGCUCUUGGGGAUCCACGGUCUGCUGCCCCCUAAAGUCGAGACACAGGACCUACAGGCCAUGCGCUUCCAGAAAAACCUCAAGAAAAUGACUGAUCCGUUAGAGAAAUACAUUUACCUGAUGGGGAUUCAGGAAAGAAACGAGCGUCUCUUCUACAGAGUCCUGAUGGAGGACAUCGAGGAGCUGAUGCCCAUCGUCUACACUCCCACUGUGGGCCUGGCCUGUACACAGUACGGACACAUUUUCAGGAGGCCCAAAGGUCUGUUCAUCUCCAUUAAGGAUAGAGGACACAUACGCUCCAUUUUGGACAACUGGCCAGAGACUAGAGUUGCUGCUGUUGUAGUGACCGACGGAGAGCGUAUCCUGGGCCUGGGGGACCUGGGCGUUUAUGGGAUGGGGAUUCCUGUGGGUAAACUGUGCCUGUACACGGCCUGCGCAGGCAUCAGACCUGAGAAGUGUCUGCCUGUGGUCAUUGACGUUGGCACGGACAAUGAGACCCUGCUGAAAGAUCCUCUGUACAUGGGCCUGUACCAGAAGAGAGACCGGACCCAGGCCUAUGACGACCUCAUCGACGAGUUCAUGGAGGCUGUGGUGGAAAAGUACGGACAGGACACGCUCAUCCAGUUUGAGGACUUUGGGAAUCACAACGCCUUCCGCUUAAUGAGGAAAUACAGGGAGAAGUACUGCACUUUCAAUGACGAUAUCCAAGGUACAGCCGCUGUGGCUCUGGCCGGUCUGUUAGCUGCACAGAGAGCUGUGGGCAAACCCAUCACUGAGCACAGGGUCCUCUUCCUCGGAGCUGGAGAGGCGGCUCUGGGCAUUGCGAACCUGAUCGUCAUGGCGAUGAUGGAGAACGGGAUGACUCAGGCUGAAGCACAGAAGAGGAUCUGGAUGUUUGACAAAUAUGGACUUUUAGUGAAGGAAAGAUCCAACACUGACGCCAACCAGGUGGGAUUCGUACACGACAGUCCAGGAAACGUCCAGAGCUUCUUGGAUGCUGUGAACACCAUCAAACCCACUGCUAUUAUCGGUGUGGCAGGGGCAGGUAGACUCUUCACUCCAGAUGUGAUCAAAGCCAUGGCAGCUCUGAAUGAUCGACCAAUCAUAUUUGCCCUGAGUAACCCGACCGCCAAAGCUGAGUGCACAGCCGACGACGCUUACACCCUCACUGACGGCAGGUGUCUGUUUGCCAGUGGAAGUCCGUUUGGCUCAGUGACUCUGAGCAAUGGACGAGUGUUUACUCCCGGACAGGGGAAUAAUGCCUACAUCUUCCCAGGUGUGGCUCUGGCAGUGAUCCUGAGUGGAGUCAGACACAUCAAUGACACGGUGUUCUUAGAAGCUGCAAAGAAUCUUGCUGAACAGUUGACUGAUAAAGAACUUCAAGAAGGCAGGCUGUAUCCUCCACUGUCCAACAUUAGAGAAGUGUCGGUCCAGAUGGCAAUCAAGGUGAUGGAGUUCGUCUAUGCAAAGGGGAUGGCGUUCCGAUACCCAGAGCCGAUGGACAAGAACAGAUUUGUGAGGUCCACAGUCUGGAACACAGAGUACGAUUCCUUCUUACCGGACACUUACGACUGGCCUGGGGUCAAAUACACGCCUUUAAAGGAGUGAAUUUAAAGUGACCUGCUCCCACCUGACCGCACCCUCAACCAUGUGACCCGCUCCCAAACAUGUGACCUGCUCUGUCCUUUGCCCACAACUACAGCUCUGCUCUAGAUUAGACGCUCCAUGUGAGGUUGGAUAAAACACUCCCGUUAUUAAAGAUGCUCUGUGUAACAUUUUCGAGUGAUGGGGUCCACUACCUGUGACCUGCUUUGUCCGGAAUGUUCUGCAGUGUGGCAUUAAACUUAUCCAUCUAGCGUUAGAUUAUAAAUGUUUUAAUAGCACAAAAAACAUGCCUUCUUACAGUGAGAGACUUAAAACUUGACCUGAGAGUUUAAAGGUGUAAUGCCAUAUUGUGGAACAUUCUUGACAAAGUAAAUCUCCUUUUGGGCCACAACAGUUUUUAGGGGGCGGGGAAAGGAAAUCCUAAGUGUAUUAUUGUCAACUGCACAAAGGUUUUGGAGGAAGACAUUUCACGACUCAUCCAAGUGGCUUCAUUUCUGGUCAGUGUUGACAAUUUGAUCCCAAUUGCUCAUUUCAAAAAAGACCAUGCCGACAAAGUUAGAAUACACUCCACCAGAAAAGUUACACAGUGCACCUUUAAACCAUUAAUUCAACUCCAAGCCGCUGUCGUUUUAAUGUUUAGACCCUGGACUAUCGAAAAAUAUAUUAAAUACAUUGGUUUUAACAUUCCAUUGGUCACAUACAGGCCAAUUGUAUCAGAGCAAAGGGAGAGCAAAAAGGGCAUAAUGAAGUUUAAAUAAUAUAACCUCAAAGCACUUAACGCUGCAAUAGAUAAUCCUCUAACUCCCCCGUGUGGUAGAAAGCAGGAGUGCUGUUACAAACGUAAGAUUUACUCCAGUUAAAAUGACUUGUACUGUGGUCAGUUUGUUGAAAAAUACAGAAAAGGGGAAGAAACUUGGUGCCUAAUUUAGCUGUCUUCUGUAAAACUAAAGAUGAAGGAAUAGUGUUAGCUCAGGAGUGUUUUUUAAAUGAUAGGAAAUGGUUGUAUUUUUAUUAAAAGCACUUGAAUUUAUGAAGAAUAAAAUGUAUUGAAAUGUUUAUGAAGAACUGUGUAAAGCUGCAUCUCAUAACCAGCCUCCACUCCAGCUAAUUGUAUUUAUAACAUAUUGUCAUUAUUUUCACAGUUUUAAGUUGGUUUACACACAACUAUUUGUAAUGAUCUUGUUUGGUAAAUAUUUUAUGCCAUGUAAUUCUUGCUUUGUCUACUAAAAAGUGACUGUACGCUCCAUUCUGCAAGGGAUCUUUGUGUAAAAAAAACAGUGGUUGAAUUGUUAAAGUAUUAUUUAUCAUUAAUUUGUGCAUAAUCUAGUAUUUAAUGUUACUGAAAAUGUCCCCUUGUGUCCCAAUUUUCUGUCCUGUCAAAUAUGGUGCGUUUACUGUUGUAUUUUGUACCGCUGUUGUCUGAAGCACAUGUCAUAUUUUUCUAGCCAAUGUGAGCUGUUUUAGUCAUAAAUAAUAUUGCCUUACUCCAAAUGCUGCUUUCUAAUACAACUAUAACUCCAACCA
This is a messenger RNA of Boleophthalmus pectinirostris (great blue-spotted mudskipper), 3456 nucleotides long. It is a transcript of the gene me2, whose product is annotated as malic enzyme 2, NAD(+)-dependent, mitochondrial. NCBI's taxonomy places the organism in Eukaryota, Metazoa, Chordata, Actinopteri, Gobiiformes, Gobiidae. Gene Ontology annotation, biological process: malate metabolic process; pyruvate metabolic process. The record is from RefSeq and is a predicted model, not a curated record. Bases 175 to 1935 code for a protein of 586 amino acids. Gene Ontology annotation, cellular component: mitochondrion. Gene Ontology annotation, molecular function: NAD binding; malate dehydrogenase (decarboxylating) (NAD+) activity; malate dehydrogenase (decarboxylating) (NADP+) activity. The transcript is spliced from 15 exons.